Porites evermanni is the source of this 614-nucleotide messenger RNA. NCBI's taxonomy places the organism in Eukaryota, Metazoa, Cnidaria, Anthozoa, Scleractinia, Poritidae. The record is from the annotation of a GenBank genome assembly.
AUGCUAAACGCAGACUUUUCCGAUGUGUUAAGUAAAGUAGACGAAUUCCAACCACUUGGAAUGUACGGUGCUCGAGCAUCAGUGAAGGGCAACGACGUAGAAGGCAAAGACAUGCUCCAGCUUGAUCGUCUAGCAGGACUUGGAUUUUCUGAGCCCAUGAUAAAUGGUAUCAAAACAAAAGCACAAAAAUUGGUUGCUGGUGGUCUUGUGACCAGAGCAUUUUCUGGAGACGAAAGUCGCCUUGUCAAGAGUUUUUCCUCCGAUAAGCCCAAUCUUGUGCAGCCCCACAAACAUUUUGGAUACCAAUGUGACGAUUCUUGUCUGCAAUACAAAGCAAAUAAAGUGUGUGCACACCUGUGGCUGCAGCGCAGGACAACAACAAAGUGGAGAAGCACAUAAAUUGCCUUCUUAAGGCAAGUCCCAAAGGACGAUUGGAGGCGUUGUGUACGGGUAAACCACAGGCCGGAAAGAAGAAAAGCCACAAACAAAAAAGAAAACAGAGACGAUCACCUGAACAGUCUUCAGAAGAGCCAAGUCGCGCUUCAGUCUAUCCAUGGCGUGAGUCCUGUCACCCCUUUCUCAUCACAAGAAAACAAAAGCGCCGCGUGCGAUAG